AUGGCGCCCAUAUCCCUACAAAGCGUCCUUUACGCUAUCGCGGCAAGCAUUGCAUACGUCUUUCUCAAGAUCAUCUAUCGCCUCUUCUUCCACCCCCUCCGCAAGUUCCCGGGGCCCAAACUUGCUGCCGCAACCCACCUCUAUAGCGCCUACUAUGACCUCUGCACACCAGGCCUCAUCAAACGUCUCCCAGAGAUGCACAAACAAUAUGGACCUCUGAUCCGCAUCCAGCCCAACGAGCUGCAUGUAGCUGAUCUAGGAGGCUACAACCAGAUCUUUCGCGUCGGUACCCCCUUCAAGCGCACAUGGCUUGACAUGGAAUUCUUGAAUGGGUCACUCCAGUCUAAGGAGACACUCCCCGAAACCAGAGCCCGCCGCGAAUUCCUCUCCCCCUUCUUUAGCAAAGCUGCAAUUCUGCGCUCGGAGCCCUUCCUACAUCGCCAGAAAAUGACCAAAUUCUUGACCACCCUGGACAAAGCAAGCGGCACCGUGGUCGACUUCUUUUUGGCAUUCAGAUGCCUGACGGCCGAUCUGAUCAUGGAUUACUGUUUCCAACAGGAUAUUAAUGCCCUCGACGAACCCGGAUUUCGGAGCGAGACGAUCGAGAAAUUCGGCGAGGGUCCAGACAUGGCGCUUGUCGGAACACAUUUUCCUAAUUUCUUCAGUUUUGUCAACAAGCUUGUUUCGCUCUUGCCGGUCAAGAUGCAGGAGGAGAAGUUCCGAGCCAUCCACGGCUUCAGAACGAUGCAGAACGUUGCACGCAAGCGCAUCGAAUACCUGAUGAAUAAUCCUGAGAAGACCAACUCUAAGAUCCCGACCAUGUUCGAUCUCAUGCUAAAUCCAAACACGGAGAAAGGCCAGGUUACGCCACCAAAGGCGGAAAUGGUCGCUGACGGGACACUCAUGAUUGUUGCUGGCACCGACACCACUGCCAACACCCUCGGCACCAUCCUCUUCCACGUAACACAAUCCCCCUCCAUCUCCUCCAGACUCCUCUCAGAACUGAAGACCGCCAUCCCGGACCGAAAUUCCGUGGUCGACUCCGCAACCCUUGAUGGCUCUGCCUUCACCUACACACGUGCUAUUGUGAAAGAAGGUCUACGCCUCUCCUACGGCGUCCCCGGCCGCAUAAUCCGCCGUACACCCCCCGAAGGCGCAACCUUCAACGGCUACUUCGUCCCCAGCGGCACAUCCGUAACCUCAGGCAUCUACCUUCAGAACACCGAUCCCGCCACCUUUCCUUCGCCGUUUACCUUCGACCCCGAGCGCUGGCUCUGCGACGCGGAGACGUACAAGCAGCGAGACAGGCAGAUGCAGUCUUUCAGCCGGGGGUCACGGGGCUGUAUAGGCAUUAAUCUGGCCUAUGUAACGUUGCACCUGACAGUGGCGCACCUGUUCCGACGGUUCGACGUGCAAACGGAGGGGUUUACAACCGAAGCGGAUAUGGAGUGGCAUGAUUGUUUCGUGACAACUCCGGCGGGGCAUAUCAAGGGGUUGGUAAAGCGACGGGACGAUUGA
Molecule: messenger RNA, 1518 nt
Organism: Didymosphaeria variabile
Lineage: Eukaryota; Fungi; Ascomycota; Dothideomycetes; Pleosporales; Didymosphaeriaceae
Exons: 3
Coding region: 1-1518 (505 amino acids)
Molecular function (GO): oxidoreductase activity, acting on paired donors, with incorporation or reduction of molecular oxygen; monooxygenase activity; heme binding
Source: RefSeq, a predicted model, not a curated record